This is a messenger RNA of Ylistrum balloti, 582 nucleotides long. RefSeq lists its product as uncharacterized. Gene Ontology annotation, molecular function: protein binding. The transcript is spliced from 4 exons. Lineage: Eukaryota; Metazoa; Mollusca; Bivalvia; Pectinida; Pectinidae. The coding region runs from base 1 to 582 and encodes 193 amino acids. The record is from RefSeq and is a predicted model, not a curated record.
AUGAAUGUUGAAUACCACACUUACACUGUCUUGUUUACUCUGAUCGCCUGCACUUUUGUCAAGAUACCAGCUAACCCGACAACAAAUCAUCACUCGUCUACCUCCCUUACAGACCCUUCACAUGAAAGUGGACACCAUCACGAGGAGAUAACUCCUAGUGUUUUUCUAGAGUUGGAUCUGUCUGAAAGUACAGAAGGACAUUUGGUGUGGACAAACACAAGUCAGGACCACUACAUCAGAGGAGAUAUAGAGCUCACACACAACGGACGUAUCAGGAUACAUAGAGCUGGCUACUACUCUAUCUUCUCCGCCAUUUUGUUUGACACCUUUUCCGCACACAGACGUCCCCGAAGGUCAUUGAUAGCCUACCAUGGCAUCAAGCUCUACAGGUUUGGCACACAGAAGACUCUUAUCUUCAACAAGACAACUCUUGGUCGAGCCGUGGUGCUUCCUAGCCAAACAGGUCCAUUAUACCAUUACCUAGAUGUCGGAGACGAAAUUAAAGUUGUUGUGAAUAAUAUCAACCUGAUAUAUGAUUCUGAGUCGAACUUCGUCAACGUUGUCUACAUGUUUGACAACUAA